This is a messenger RNA of Penicillium odoratum, 387 nucleotides long. RefSeq lists its product as uncharacterized. The transcript has a single exon. NCBI's taxonomy places the organism in Eukaryota, Fungi, Ascomycota, Eurotiomycetes, Eurotiales, Aspergillaceae. The record is from RefSeq and is a predicted model, not a curated record. Bases 1 to 387 code for a protein of 128 amino acids.
AUGCCAUAUCCUCCUUGCAAUAUUAUCAAUGUCCUUCCCCCUCAGUCUGCUGCCCAAGGGCUAGAUGUCCCGACCCCUAAACAGGCGGCUAAACCGAUGGCUAUAGGUUCAUUGGAAAUUCCUGGCCCUAGAGACGUAGCCGUAAAGGAGUACGGUAAGUGGCAGAUGUCUAAUAUCGAAAAUGACACACUCAAAUCGGCGUUUCAGCAAGUAUGUGAUAUGAUGCUCGACAACGGCCUCGACCUUGAGCAGGUCUACAAGGACCAGGACCCGAAAUUCUUCAUUGAGAAAGGGAUAAAAAUAGGCAUCGCUCGACGUUUCGUCGAGGACAUCGGAAAGUGGGCUGAGCAAGUCAAGAAGGCGAUUCCUAUAUAUGAAAUACUUUGA